AUGCGAAACCCAGGCCCGCGCCGGGGGCACGCGCCGCAGAUAUCCAUCAGCGAUGACAGCCACCACGUCACCGAGGCCAUAGGCGACAUGUACGGCGGCGACAGCGACACCGACGCCCCCAACCGCCGCAGCCUCCGACCCCUAAGCUUCGUCCCCAGCCCCAACGGCGACUCGAUCCAGUCCUUUGGCGCCUUCGAGGCCUUCGACCCCUUCCCCAACGCGCCCCCCGCGAGGUCCCCGCUGCGUCCCCAGAUGUCCUUCGAGAAGCCCCAAACGCCCACGAGCCCCAAUGGCACCGCCAACAUGGCCCAGAAGCGGGCCUCGGUCGCCCGGCACCCGUCCAACGGCGGCCAGAUGUCCCCGCCGCUGUCCCGCUCGAAUUCGAACACGGCGUCGCACCAGUUCCCGCUGAACAACCUCGACUACGAGAACAGCCCGGCGGGCCUCGCCCAGGAGCUGAGCAACCUGCAGGCGAUACGGAGGAUGUCCAUGGGCGUUAACAAUGCCGAUCCCGAUCUGCCUUCGUUCCAGUCCGCAAACUCACCGCCCUCCCCACCGGCCAUGUCGGAAGAGGACGAGUCGAAACUCUUCUGGGUACCCGCACGCCUGCACCCCGAACUGGCGCCCAUGGAGUUCAAGACGUUCAUCGAAGACAAGAUUGACAGGACGAGACGACGCUCCGGAGACUCGGACUCGCUAUCUCCGGAUGGCGCCAUGGGGCGUCAGGGCUCGGGUGGAGGGCUGCGGCGGAAGAAGUCCAUGCUGUCCAGGCAGAUUGAUACUGGCUCUGGCUACAAGGACGGCGCCGAGAGGCUGGAGAGGAAGCGAUCUGGCGCGCAGCCCAACGGGGGCUUGUCGAACCUUCAGGAGCUCGAGCACAUACAGGAGGAUCCGGUGGCCUUGAUAAGACGGAUGAGCAUCGAUCAAAAGGGCAUGGCUGGGGAAGGGGAAGAGGGCGCUGACGGGAUGCCCAUUGUGCCGGGUAGCAAGAUGCGUGGUCUGGGCACGCUCAAGAGAUCAACACACACUACGUACAGACGAGGCAGUCUGCGGAAAGGCGGCCCGCCCCUCUCACGGCGACUCGUCUCUGGUCGACAAGGAGACACCGACACGGAAGAUUCCCCGUCCACCUCGCCCGUCCACUCUACCGAGAGCAUACCCGAAGUCCCUCCUCUCCCAGGUCUCAACCGCGUUCAGUCGGAACCCGUUAACUCGGCGUUUGAAGGAUCGUCCAACAACUUCUCGCGGCCUGGGGCAAAGCGGGCAUCUCCCAGCUAUGGCGGCGAGAGACCAGGUUCAUCUGAAGAAUACCCCAGGUCAGCUUCUACUGAGCCCAUAUCCCAACAGGAACGAAGCUCGCCGCAGCCCAGGCAGUUCCACUCGAGAAUCGCCUCCAACGGCCGCACGACUGCACCUUUGCCCGGCUAUACACCUCCGCCGCAGCAGGUACCCCAGAUCAUCGAGACACCACCGCCACAAGAACAGAACCGAACACCUCAGUUUCAGCUACCCGAACGUCACUCCUCCCGCCAACCUCCGCCUCAAGCCCAGCAACAACCUGCAGGCCCUCGCCAUUAUCCUCAGCCCCAGCAGCAACCCCCACAGCAACAGCGCCAGCCCCAGUCGUCGAGUCGACCGAACCGUCAUGCACAAGCUGCUCAGUCGUCCCCGAUCAAGCCCGCGCAAUCCUUCGAUGAUCUAGUAGCGCAUCCUUCGGCGAUGCCCGGCCAGAACAACAGGGUCGAUUCGCUGUCCAUAAUCCCGAACGCGCCAGAAGAGAAGAAGCUCGAACCGAAGGCCAAAGAUAAAAAGGACAAGGAUGGCUCUGAAGGCGGCCAAAGGAAGACGAGCUGGGGUUGGUUUGGUGGUGACAAGGAGAAGGAAAAAGACAAGAAGUCAAAAGACAAAGACUCGGAAAAAGAAGCCCCGAAGAAGGUCAAGAACAAGCUCAGCAAGUCCCAGGAGAAGGAGAAGGACAAGGGCCAUGAUGAUACGAGACUGGACCUCCUGCAGACAUCGAUACAGGGCGGCGGUCGUGGUCGCGAGAGCGUAGUGCUGGAUCGCGAAAGCGUCAAGCUGGAAGAAGAGCGGAAGAAGGAGAGCGCUAGAAAAACAUCCAGCGAAGGCAAGAAAGAGAAGGAGCCUGGACUGCUGUCCUCCAUCUUCGGAGGAGGAAAGAAAAAGGGCGAGAAAGAGUCGUCCCACAAGAAGAACGCCUCACGUGGAUUAUCGCCCGAGCCCCCGCCACGCAUCUUAAAGCCCGAUAUCGACUACAACUGGACCCGAUUCUCGAUCCUGGAAGAACGCGCGAUUUACCGCAUGGCCCACAUCAAGCUUGCGAACCCCCGCCGCGAACUCUACUCCCAAGUCUUGCUGUCCAACUUCAUGUACUCGUACCUCGCCAAGGUCCAGCAAAUGCACCCGCAGAUUUCCAUCGGCAACUCCAAGCAAGCAAAGCAAGCUCAACAGGCUCAGCAGCAGCAACAAGCCGCGCAGCAGAAGAAGGAGCAGCAACAGCAGCAGCAACAUCAGCAGCAGACCGCUCAACAAUCUCAGCAGCAGGUUCAGCAGCAGCAACCGCAGCAACAUCAGCAGCAACAGUCGCAGCCUGAGGAGUUUGCUCAGUAUCAGCGGUACCAGCAGCAACAGCAACAGCACGAACAGCAAUCAUCAUCCGAAAAGUCCUCACAAGAAUGGCCCUCUGUACACCAACAACAAGCCAACGGCGGUCUUCACCAACAACAAAACGGCCAACAUCAGCACCAACAACACCAGCAAUCACAACAACAACAUGCAAGAGGCGGAUCUCAGCAGGGUAAUUCUUAUAACCAGAACCCGCGCGAUUCGCAUCACUCGAAUCAUAGUGCGAAUGGCGGCGGUGGUGGUGGAGGUGGAUAUAGUGUAGCGAAUACGCAGAAUUAUCUGGGGCAAUCUGGUAAAGGGGGUGGGGGUGGUGGUAUGGGUGGGGGUGGGGGAGGUACCGACUCCAGCAUGGCUAAGACUAGGCGAAGCCAACCCGGCAAGAAACAUCAAGACGACGAUCAGCAGCCCAAGGAACCACCUGUCACGCCAGCUCCGUCCGAUGCGAACAUAGAGCCAGAUACAAGCGAAAUAUCAGACGUGCUCUCAAACUUAGAUCAAGAGUUGGAGGAUGAUCUUUGGGGUUUUCUUGAUGAAGAGGUUGAAGCAGGAAAGCAAGGAGAUGAGGAAGUGGUUGAAGAGGGGGACGGUGUUGAAGAGGUACCGGAGCAAGCCGGCGACGAUAUGGAGAUUGACCAGGACGACGACGACGAUGACAGCGGAGGAGAGACCAAACGAGACCUACUCGACGAGAUCAAGAACAACUGGGAUAUUACUAGUCUACGGAGUAUCAUGGAGCUGGGGCUCGACAAGGUUAGAAACAAACAGCUCAAGGAUACGUGGCUCUCCGGUGAAACCGACCUCGCCGACGAAGAAUGGGACAAGAUUACCCUACGCCUUUUCCGAGACCUAUCGCGAAUAACACGGAAUAACUUCGACAAAGCCAGGUCACUACUGGAUGAGUGGCUCCGUUACAGAAAGCAUGACAAGGACGGAAAAAGAACAGGAUUAGAGAGGGUCAUAAAAGAAUCUAAGUUGCGUAACGAUCUGAGGGAAAUCAUCUACGAUUUGCAGAUGAAACGGGAAGCACGAGAUAAGAAUGACAAAGAGCCGGGUAAACCAAAGAAGAAGGACGCGAAAACGGAUGACUCUUCCGACGUGGAUCUCGAUGACGGCUUGUAUAAUCUGGAAGUAGAUCUACCUCCCGCGAAGAAGGGGAAGAAGGGAUCAGGGCGAAAGGACAGCAGCAAGACACCAGGCGGUAACAGUGUGGAUCGUUCGGGAUCACGACAAGACAGCGGAGAUGACUCUGGCUCAGGCCCCGAUGAGAUACCUCCGAAGGGCCCCCGCAAAGAGAAGAACGCAGAGGCCGGUGUGAAAGUCAAGAAGAAGCCAGCUCAAGCGAAGAAGAAUGCACAGGCAAGAGCAAACGCUGCUGAGCCAGAAGCCGCCGACAACGCAAAUCCUGCCAACGAGCCUCCUCCUGUCAUCAUAAUACAAAACGAAGAGCAGAGAAACGCCGCAAUCGAAUACAUAUACCUCAUCUGGGGCCCCGACUCGCUUUUAUAUGUCUUGCCAGAUGCUCUGCGCCCAGUAGGAGUAUCCAAGGAUCAAGACCUGGCUUUUGAGAUCGUCGCGGCUCUGCGCAAUCUCUCCAAUGUUAUACGUACGCCAGAUGAACUUGCUGCCUUCAGACAAGACCUGGAAGAUCAGGUGGCGGGAGAUGCCACGUUCACUACCGACGAUAUCGUGGCGCACAUUGCGAGAGUUGGCGAGCCUUAUUACCAUGCAGCGCGAGCAGCUGACGAGAUUCCGAGGCAUCCGGCUGUUGAGCCCGUUGCUGAUCAGCUGCAGAUAGAGGAACCAACUACACGCAGGUCGCCGCGUAACCACAACGCUUCCGCAAUCCCUCCAGCGGGUGGUCAGCAAGCUGCUGCUGCUCCUGCCUUAGAUUUAUUAGCAACAGCAGCGGCUGGCAGACUUAGAGAAAUUGUGACGACACCGCAGCCUCCACGGCCUGUUAUCCCCAGAGUACCCCAGCCUGCAUCAGGAGCAUCAGCGGCUACCCAAGGUCAAAACGUGGCUAAAUCCAACAACGGGAACGAAGGUACAGCUCAACAGUCUGAGAAGCCCACCACGCAAGAAGCAGCUGGGUCUGUGGACGCGACUGGUCAGUCGUCAAGCGCAGUUAACUCCUCGGGCCCAGUUCAACCUCAGCAACCUCCACCACAGCCUGCUGAGCAGCGAUCCUCACGCCCCAAUGCCGCCAUACGCGACAACGGCUCAGGGUUCAGAUUGGUAUCAGCUCUAGGCGCAGGACCAGCCGGCCAGAAGCCAGCCAAGCGAAAGCCGAGUAUCGUGGUGGAGGAGGACGAUGACGACUUGGCCUCGUUGGAAGAAGACGAAGACGACACAAACCACAGGCCGACCAAGAAGCCAAAGAAGAAUGGCAAGCAACCAGCUAAACAAUGUGAUACCAUCGCAAGACCAAGAACCGGAGAAGCCUCAGUCGCCAACCGAAACUCAAGAGCAGAAGAUUCGUCCGAGCUAGAGGGCCUUAUAGCACAGGCAAGAGAAGAUGAUGCAGACGACGAAGACCGCGUUCAACCUCCUGCCACGGAAGCAGAGCUGCGGCGCGCGUUGAACACCUUGGAUAUCAGGGAUGCGGAUAUAUUGGUGCUUCAAUACAGGCGCAGGAUAGCGUAUCUCCGUAGUAUCGGUGCGUCUACUCCGGCAGACGCGUUGCAGUUGCGUGCCGCGAUCGGACUGCGAGAACGUGUUGUGGCGGCUGGGGAUGUUGAUCGUGUGAGGGAGAGUUUACAGGAGCGACGGGAGAGAGGUGAGGUGGCUGCGAAGGUGGCGGAUGGGCAUAGACUUCUGAUAGAGGUUCUGGAUGAAGGGGCUGGGGCAGAGCAAGCUGGAGGUAGAGAGGACAGACAAGGUCAACAAGGGGACGAUGUCGAGGGCGGUGGAGAAACGAGAGACGGACGCAGCAACGAAGACGAGAUCGGUGAAGGCCGUAAGAAUGACGAUGGAGACGACAUGGAAGAAGAACCAGUAGAGUGA
Messenger RNA from Alternaria conjuncta, 5646 nucleotides. RefSeq lists its product as uncharacterized. The transcript has 3 exons. Bases 1 to 5646 code for a protein of 1881 amino acids. The record is from RefSeq and is a predicted model, not a curated record. Gene Ontology annotation, cellular component: cell septum; cytoplasm. Lineage: Eukaryota; Fungi; Ascomycota; Dothideomycetes; Pleosporales; Pleosporaceae. Gene Ontology annotation, biological process: establishment of cell polarity; positive regulation of G2/M transition of mitotic cell cycle.